This is a messenger RNA of Drosophila biarmipes, 1812 nucleotides long. RefSeq names its product SAM50-like protein CG7639. Gene Ontology annotation, biological process: protein insertion into mitochondrial outer membrane; mitochondrial respiratory chain complex assembly. The record is from RefSeq and is a predicted model, not a curated record. Lineage: Eukaryota; Metazoa; Arthropoda; Insecta; Diptera; Drosophilidae. The transcript is spliced from 5 exons. Gene Ontology annotation, cellular component: outer membrane; SAM complex. The coding region runs from base 208 to 1539 and encodes 443 amino acids.
GAAGAAGAAGCAGCUUGUUGAUUUUCGGUGCCGCACGCGUUUCAGUAGAAAGUAAUUGAAAUACCUGUGCUCGUGCCCGGUUAUAUAUAUUUUGUAGUUCCCGAAACACUAGUGAAACCAAAUCCAAAAUUCGCGUGUGCCAUCCUCCUGCACAGGCGGUACCAAGUUGAAGUAUUUUCCUAACGCCCGCCCACCGAAAACCACAAGAUGCCUCAGUCGGGUCGCGACGGGGGCGCGUCGAAGGACUCCAAAUACGACCUGAGCAAGAUCUCAGCUCGCGUGGAUCGCGUGAAUGUCAGCGGAUUGCUGCGCACCCACAACGACUAUGUGAUGAGGGCCGCGGAUGGUCUGUUCAAGGCCAAUAACUUUCAGGAUCUGAUGCUGGAGGCCAUGUCCACCAAGUCGUAUCUACACGAACUGGGCAUCUUCAAGGAUGUGAGCGUGCACAUCGACAUUAGUCGAGGAUCAGAUGCGUCUCCCCAGGGUUACGAGGUGACCUUUAAGGGCAACGAGAUGUCGCGCAUGAUGGGAUCGGCAGGCACUGAGAUUGGCCAGAACGAAGGCUCCCUGAGAACUGAGCUGACUAUCCCCAAUAUCCUGGGCCGCGGCGAGAGCAUCUCGCUGCAGGGCAGCUACAGCAGCACCAGGGCCAACGAUCUGCAGCUGAAGUUCUGGAAACCCUUCUUUCACACCCGCUUCAGGGAAAAUAGACCUGAAUUGUCUUUCAGCAUUUUUAGGCAAACGGAUAAGUUUGACAUCAGCUCUUUUCAAACCACCAACCUGGGCUACUUGGUGGACUUAUCAGCGCACACCAUGGUGGGAGUGGAUUUGACCCACUCGCUGCAGUAUGAGAACUCCAUCAGAGAUCUGGGAUUGCUAAACAAAUCGGUGCCCUUUGCUAUCCGCGACCACUGCGGACCCAAGUUGGCCUCUUUGGUGCGUUAUUCCGUGGUCUAUGACAAUCGGGAUGGAAAUGUGUUCCCCACCCGUGGCAUUUACCUGAAAUCAGUAAACGAGUACUGCGGACUGGGCGGCAACAUCGCCUACACCAGCAGCACUGCCCACGGAGAGGUGAAUGUGCCGCUGUUUGCCGGUCUAGUGGCACAGUUUUGCGGUCGCGUUGGCGUCGUUAAGGAGACCAAAAACACCACCCAGCUGCCCAUCAACUCGCUGUUCUACUGCGGCGGUCCGCUGACCCUGAGAGGAUUCAAGUUUGGAGGAGCUGGCCCCGUGAUCGAUGGCACACCCAUCGGAGCACAGACUUUCUGGUGCACGGGCGCCCACCUUUGGGCACCGCUGCCAUUCGCCGGGGUCUUCAAGAACCUGGCCAGCCACUUUAGAAUGCACUUCUUCUACAACCUUGGCAACUCCAAUAGUUUCAGCACAGAGAACAUGCGUAGUGCCUUUGGCAUGGGCUUGGCAGUUAAACUGGCCGAAAGAGCCCGAAUUGAACUCAACUACUGUGUGCCAGUGAGGCGCCAGGCGACGGAUAAGAUUCUGAAUGGUUUCCAGUUUGGCAUUGGCUAUGAGUUUGUCUAGAUGUCGCGUCCCUUCGCCCCCAAUGACUGGAUGUAUCAGCAGCAAGAGCCAUGAGAGUCACAACAGCCCAGUAACAAAGAAAGUCUAAUCCACAACAUAUGGCUGCCCUGUCCUUAGUUUUCAGCGUUCACAGAUUCUGUUUCGUAUUCUUUGUCAAUGCAUUUGAUUUUCCUCUGAAAAUGUAUUCGUAGUCCAGCGAUCAUUUAAGUAGUUCCUAAGGCGUGUACAUACGUAAAGCGAAAGGUUAACAAAAAUACAAAAAUGUUAAACGAA